CCGGAAACUGUUAUGACGUGUACAGUGACAGCGUCACUUUGUUAUGUACACCAGCUGAUCUGGCCGUAAAGACGACGAUCAUCAGCACAACAGCGACCACCGGACUGCAUCAUAAUCUAUCAGAUGCUUUUGCGAAAUGAGCUAACGAGUGGGGGACUUUAUUAAUCCUUCCAGUGACAUUGCUUUUCUCUUGAUUAUUUUGCUGUGCAGUCAGGGCCGAAAAUACCUGGUUAGCGAAGCUAAUUCUCACGUCUCGUUUGCUAGCGUUCAAGAUGCAUGUAACUAGCUACCGAAACUAUUUGUGAAAAUGGUGGACACUCUGAGAACGAACAGUUUGCCCUAAGGGCAUCGGGUAGUGUUAUUUGCCUAAAAUCGGCCUUGUUUUGAGCGUCUGUACCCUGAUACAUCUAGCUAGCUAGAUAAACCUUGAAGUUGUCCAAGCUAACUGUCUACUGUAACAUAGUUGCAGUUAGUGACAACUGCUACAUCGAGUAGGCUAAACAAAACCUCGAGACACCAAUGAAAAGAUACGGGUUCUGACCCUGCUAUUUACCCCCGUAACUACAGUAACCCCCUUGCAGUGUAAGAUGUGGUUAAAACUAUUUUUCUUGCUGCUGUAUUUUUUGGUGUUAUUCGUUUUGGCCAGAUUUUUUGAAGCAGUUGUCUGGUAUGAAACGGGUCUUUUUGCCACCCAGUUGGUUGAUCCUGUAACCCUGAGUUUCAAUAAAUUAAAGACCAUUCUAGAAUGUCGAGGACUGGGAUACUCUGGGCUUGCAGAGAAGAGGGAUGUCAGAGAACUGGUGGAAAAGUCAGGUAAACUUUUUCAUGACAGAAACCAAUUUUAUCAAAACAACAUCACUUGCAAAUAGAGUGAUCUGAUAUACUCUCAGGCUUGUUUUAAAUUACAUCCAAAUAAAUCCAUAUUGGUGGUGGAAAAACGGUCUAUGACAGUAUCAGUGCACUUGUCAUUCUGAAAGCUGCUAGAAAGUGGGUCAAAGUUGUCUCACUCAAAGGAAUCAUGAUCCGCUAGUACUCCUCACAUAUCAUGAUUCGCUAGUACUCCUCACAUAUGAUUCGCUAGUACUCCUCACAUAUCAUGAUCCGCUAGUACUCCUCACAUAUGAUUCGCUAGUACUCCUCACAUAUCAUGAUCCGCAACAGUACUCGUCACAUAACUGUGUUUUAUUCUUCUAGGUGACCUGAUGCAAGGGGAGUUGUACUCUGCCAUCAAGAAUGAAAAGGAGCAAGCUGAGUCCCAGUCUGAGUCCAGCACUACCUUCAGUGGGGAGAUGCAUUUUUAUGAGUUGGUGGAGGACACCAAAGAUGGCAUUUGGUUGGUCCAGGUAGGUGGAUAUGAUUGCUUUAUUGCAUGCCCCCUUUAGACCUCUUCCAAAAGUAAUACAGCAUCUUAUAUAUUACCUCACAUGGCUACCAUUUUUAACAUAAAAUGUCUGAGCUCUUCCAGAAGUAAAAUUUUUGAAUGUUCAAAAUGUUGAUGUUGAAAUCUUCAGACUAAAAUAAAUAAUUGUUGUUUUGACUCUAACACUGUACUUUGUUCCUCAAUGUCUGCUACUUUUCACAUAUAUUGAGGAUGACGAUAAAUUAACACAAAACAUCAAGCAGUGAAAUAAAUGAUACAAUUCCUACAUUAAACACUGAUGUUAUAUCGUCCUUUAUCUCUUUCUGUAGGUAAUUGCCCAAGAUCGAGAUGCUCUUUUGAGCAAAGCCAACUGGGGUAAAAUGGUCCAAAAGGUUUCUCAGUUUGGCAUUCGCACUGGCACUUUUAACUGCUCCAGUGACUCAAGGUAAGUUGGAUGCAAACUUGAACUGCAUAACACUUAAUUAUAUUUGUCAAGUGCAUGAUAUUUGUAUUUAUUAUGGAUCCCAUUAGCUGCUGCCAAGGCAGCAGCUACUCUUCCUGGGGUCCGGCAAAAUUAAGGCAGUUAUACAAUUUUAAAAACAUUACAAUACAUUCAUAACAGAUUUCACAACACACUAAGUGUGUGCCUUCAGGCCCCUACUCUACUACCAAAUAUCUACAACACAAAAUCCAUGUGUACGUGUGUGUAUACAUUUGUCUAUGUUUGUGUUGCUUCACAGUCCCCGCUGUUCCAUAAGGUGUAUGGUAAUUCUUCAUGGUAAUUGUUCUAGUUGCAUUCUGGUUUAGGGUACAUCAGUAUUUGCAUUUUAGUAGCCUAGUUGAUUAUCCUUUUAUCUCUUGCAGGUAUUGUCGUAAACGGGGUUGGAUGAAAUCCACACUUAUAAUGUCUGUGCCCCAGACCUAUGCUUCAAAAGGAAAGGUUAUGCUGAAAGAGUACAAUGGCAGACGAAUUGAGACGGAGCAUAUCUUCAAGUGGAUGACGGCACACGUAGCGUCCCGUAUAAAAACCAUCCGCAUGUCUCAGCAGCUUGUUGAAGAGUGGCACCCCAGUGAGAAGCACCCAGUGAAGAUGUUCCUAUUUGCCAAGCUGGCACAACCCCCAGCCUUUUUUUCAGCACUCAGUGUCAAGUUCACAGGUCGGAUCGAGUUCAUCUUUGUAGAUGUGCAGAGCUGGGACAAUAUAACCUCCCUGGAAGAGAUAGGUGUGCAACAGUUGCCAUCGUACAUCCUGAAAAUGCCAGAGGGCAUCUACAGAUAUGGGAACAGCAUAGGAGAGUUCAUCUCUCUACAGGCCAUGGACACUUUCCUCCGUUCGGUUCAGCCAGAGGUCAACGACCUGUUUGUGUUGAGUCUAGUCAUGGUCAACCUCAUGGCCUGGUUGGACCUGUUCAUAACACAGGGCGCCACCAUCAAGCGCUUCGUGGUUCUCAUCAGUACUCUGGGGACCUACAACUCCCUACUCAUCAUCUCCUGGCUACCCAUCCUGGGGUUCCUACAGUUGCCAUAUCUGGAGGGCUUCUACGACUACAGCCUCAAGCUGUUGCGUUACGCAGACACCACCACCAUUGCCUCCUGGGUGAGGACUGACUGGACAUUCUACUCCUCCCACCCCGCCCUGUUCCUCAGCACAUACCUGGCACAUGGGCUGCUCAUCGACUACUUUGAGAAGAAGAGGAGGUGCAACAAUGAAGAAGAGAACCCAAAUAACUUGGAGUGGCUGUCCAGCCUCUGGGAUUGGUACACCAGCUACUUGGUCCAUCCCAUAACCUCCUUUCAUAACUUCCCCAACGAGUCUGACUGGGACGAUGACCCCAAUUUCCUUCUGGAGAGGUUGGCCUUCCCCGAUCUCUGGCUUCACCCGCUUAUCCCCAUCGACUACAUCAACAACCUGCCCACCUGGAGGUUCAAGUGCACACAGGUCUGUGGGCCAAACUCUGAAGAGAACAGUGGCAGAGAUCUGGACAGCAACAUACAAAACACUACAGGAGGACAGACCCAAGGCUUAAACAGUGAGCAUGAAGAACAUGGCUGUGGUAAAGAGAGAGAUUGUGCUUCUGAUUCAUGUUGUCAUUCUGGAAAUGGUGAGGAUGUACCAUGCAUGAAAAGGGAAGCGCAAGAGCAGCAAGUGGAUUGGUCCCAAUGGCCCAGUGACAUGAUACACUGCACAGAAUGUGUUGUGUGUCUGGAGAACUUUGAGACUGAUUGCAUCGUUAUGGGACUGCCCUGUGCCCAUGUGUUCCACCAGAAGUGCAUUGUGGUCUGGCUGGCAGGUGGACAGCACUGUUGCCCGGUGUGCCGGGGGCCAUCCUACAAAAGGAAGCCAGUUAGAUCAUCUGGUCUGGACCAACUGGAACAGCAGGAAUAGCAGAAUGUUUCUGUCUGCCAACCUGCCUCCUGUCCUGCACUUAACUUAUAGAAAUACUUGAUGUGUCCGUCGUCAGUCCUUGGAUCCUUGUAGUUGGUUUUCAUUAAACAUUUUGGUAGUGUAAACCAAACCUACACACAAUAGGGUAUAUCAGUUGCGAGGGGAAAUGUAUUUCUAAUACUAUUAGUCUCACUCAAAAAUAAUAGCUUAAAUAAUAGAUGAAAUCUGCCUGUUGUUCAGAUAGUAGAUGAUCAAAAAUGCAUUUAAACUAUGUCAUGGAGAGACUUGAAUGCCCUAUCUUGAUGUUUGGCCCCACCCCAAAAAGAAAGCAACAUUCGGAGAAACAAGAGUUUCGGAACUGUUAUGAACAGUGACCUAGGAAAUGUAUAGGAAACCAAGUAGGAUACAUUUUGUCCUCUCUUAGCACAAUCUUGUCUAUCAACAUGGUCUACUUUAUUCUUGAUCAGUAUCAAUCUGAUGUGGAGUUGCUCCACUACCUAAGAAUUCUAUAUAUGGGCCUUGAAGCCAAUCAUUCCCAGAUUUAUUUUGAAAGUUAUAUUUCAGGCAUGUGAUUUGGUUUUUAAGGUUAAUUCUAUUUGUGCAUUCUCUUACCCUGCAGCACAAAAAAGUUUUUUGUUCAUAAUGGAAUGACCCUUGAAAUGAUGUGCUAUGCAUCUCUGUUGCUGACUCAGUUUUCAUGUAUCGUUGGAGCAUGUCAAUGCCUCUUGUCUAUGUUUUUUAACGGAUUAACAUCAUGUAGGUAGGGGAUCCCAUCAAGUCUAUUCACUUGUUCUUGUCAUCUGUGUUGUUGGAGUUUGAAAAGAGAAUUGGAAGUGUUGACAUGUAACAUGUUACUCAUUAAAAUAAACUUAAAUUUUCAUGUGGAA
Coregonus sp. 'balchen' is the source of this 4633-nucleotide messenger RNA. The record is from the annotation of a GenBank genome assembly. NCBI's taxonomy places the organism in Eukaryota, Metazoa, Chordata, Actinopteri, Salmoniformes, Salmonidae.